Molecule: messenger RNA, 384 nt
Organism: Sclerotinia borealis F-4128
Lineage: Eukaryota; Fungi; Ascomycota; Leotiomycetes; Helotiales; Sclerotiniaceae
Source: the annotation of a GenBank genome assembly
AUGGUGUCAAAGAAGAAAAGAAUUCCCACCCCCAACUUCAUCGAAUCAUACCAAAGGAAGAUCCUCCUCGGCAUCACCGAACUCAACACCAAGAUGCAAACUCUAACACUAGAAGAACGCAUCGACUAUCUUUCCAACGCACAUUCAUCCUUGAUAUUCCGUAUUGAUCAGGUGAGAGUUUAUAUUGAACAACUAGGUGUUUCUGGUCGAGCUCAAUAUCUUGCGUCAAUGAAGGUUAUGGAACAGGAUAUGUUGCGCAAUAUUAUCUUGGUGAGGAAUUUGCUUGAUCAUUUUUGGUUGUUGAGAAAUGCCUUACAUAGCUCCAUGCCUCUGGCGAGCGCGGACGAAAUUGAGGCUUUGAAAGAGGAGUUGCGAUUGGAUUAG